AUGUUUCCCAUUUCAGUAGGGUGGAUAGCAUUUGCAGGUGUUCUUCUCACGUUAAUUGCAUUAAAUUAUUUUAUAGUUAAAUAUUACUCAGAUAAACAUGAAAGUGGAAAAAUUACAACAAUCAUUUCAGUAAUUGGACUUACAUUAACACUUUUAUGUGUUAUGCUUAUUCCAGUUGAUAUUUUAAAUGUUUCAACAAUGUCACAUAGUGAUGGUACACAAAUUUCACCAUAUUCAAUCUCUCAAAGAACUGAAGGUGUUAAAAUGUUAUAUUAUAUAUUAUAUGGAUCAAUUUUAGGAGUUUCACUAAUUUUAGUACCAUUUGCAUAUUUUUAUCAUGAAGAAUAUGAUGAAAAUAUUCCAACAUGUUCAAGAGUUUAUGCAGGAUGUAAAUUUACAAUAUUUUUCAUAUUGUUUACAAUUAUAUUAUUGGUUGUUGGUGCAUUUGUUAGACCAGGAUCUAAACCAAUCGAUGAUCAAAAUGUAAAGGAUUGGAUCAAUGAUGAAGUACUCAAUCAAAAUGCUAUUGAAUCAUCGGUACUUUUUGCUAUUUCAUGUUUGACAGUAUUGGGUUUCUUGGUGUUUGCGGUCUACACAUCCUAUGGGUUAUCAGCAUUCCCAAUUGGUUUGAUCAAAGGUAAGAAGAGAACCGAUGACGAUAAAUCCGACAUCAAUAAGGAUCUUUGGAAAGCUAAAGAAAAGAGUAGUUUCUAUUCAUCAAAGUAUGCAUCGGGCAAAUCAUUAUCAGAAAAAGAACAAAGCACCCUCUCAUUGUUGAGGGGUAAGGAAAGAGCAUUAUCAAAACGUUCAGAAAGAUUGGAUAAUUCAAACAAAGGAUUUAGAAAGAUUUUAGUCAUCUUUAGACCAUUUGCAUUCAUUUUUGGUUUCAUCUUUAUCUUGGUCUCUUUAUUGAUCAUUAUCUCCAUCGUCUUAUCGUUGGUCGAUAAAAUCUCAAGUAGUGUCUGUGGUUCGGCUUGCGGUUUCCUUUCAACUUAUCCACAAUUGAAAAAUCCAUUCGAUAUCAUUCUCACCAAAUUGGCCCCAUAUUUCCCAUUGGAUUAUAUCAUUAUUGGUGGUUUAAUAUUUUUCAUUUAUUCUUGUACUUUAUCUGGUAUCACUAGAAUUGGUAUUAGAUUUUUAUGGAUUAAUAUGUUUGAAUUUGGAUAUCGUAAAACUUUCCCACAAGGUUUAUUACUUGCAUCAGUGUUAUUAAUGUUAAGUAAUUUAUGUUUAAAUAUGCAAAUUGUAAAUUUAGCACCAAGAUAUGUUAUGUAUGGUGCUCAAGUCUAUUUGAAUGGUACUUCAGUUAUACCAUGUACAAUUAAUGCACCAACAGAUCUUUGUAUUAUGUCAGAAAUUGGUCUUUUAACUUCACGUAUUCAAUUAGGUAUUUCUUUCUUUGGUAUUGUAUUUUAUUAUGGUACUUGGGUAAUUGUUGCAACUUUUAUUUUAGGUUUAGCUGUUUCAAUAUUUAAAAGAAGACCAUCUGCUGCUUUAAGUUAUUCUGGUGAUAGUGAUGAAGAAGAGAUUUAA
This is a messenger RNA of Dictyostelium discoideum AX4, 1533 nucleotides long. Its product is annotated as LMBR1-like conserved region-containing protein. NCBI's taxonomy places the organism in Eukaryota, Evosea, Eumycetozoa, Dictyosteliales, Dictyosteliaceae. Bases 1 to 1533 code for a protein of 510 amino acids. The record is from RefSeq and is a predicted model, not a curated record. The transcript has 4 exons.